UAGUCUAUUUAUAAUUAAUAGGCCAUUUUCGCUCCAACCUUUUUUUGUUUUGUUUGGCUAUUACCAUUGAGACGGACAGUCGCAGGGACCGCAGCGAGAUAUCGAAAUCCAAAGAUCCAUCUGGAAUUGUUAUUAAUAACUUGUCUUUUUCUCAGAAGAAGUUGCAAAUUUCGAAUCCUGAUUUGGCGUUUUAGUUGAUGAAGUUGGGAAUCGGAAUGUAAAAAAAAAAAAAAAAAUGGUGUUCAAAUCGAAGAUAAAAUGGAUUGCUCUAUUCGUUCUCGUGUUGUCAUUCGCGUCUCUACUCAAACAUCUCUCGAUCGCAAGGUUUUCAACCGUCGAUUUGGUCCAGUACACCGCCAUGGCCGGAUUCCGCGACGAUUUCGCUUCCAUUCCAGGGAGACAGAAUUAUCGGAAUAAGAAACUAUGGGGCGUUGUGAAGCCAUUGCAGACCUUGCAGCCUUACGCCAACCCGAGAAACAGCUAUCCUGCUCCAAACAAACAGAGCAAUGGGUUCAUAUAUGCAAAAAUAUUUGGUGGGUUUGCAAACAUAAAAUCUUCGAUAUGUGAUCUUGUCACCAUAUCCAGGCUUUUAAAUGCUACUCUUGUCAUUCCAGAGAUUCAAGAGAGUACUCACUCGAAAGGCAUCAGCAACAAAUUCAAGAGUUUCUCAUAUCUGUAUGAUGAGGAGCAAUUUAUAGCAUCACUUACAAAUGACAUACUCAUUGUCAAGAGCUUGCCAGAGAAUUUAAAAGCAGCGAGAAAAAGGAAUGCAUUUCCCACGUUUAAGCCCAAAAGCUCAGCUUCACCAAACUUUUAUAUUAAAGAAGUCCUACCAACGUUAAAGAAAGCCAAGGUUAUUGGUUUGGUUAUUACGGAUGGCGGAUGUCUGCAGUCGAUCCUUCCAUCUAGCAUGUCUGAGUUUCAAAGGCUCAGAUGCAGGGUUGCUUUCCAUGCUCUUCAAUUCCGCCUAGAGAUUAGGGAGCUUGGGCAUCGUAUGGUAGAGAGGUUAAGAGCAUGGGGCCAACCUUUCCUAGCCUUUCAUCCUGGCUUGACGAGAGACACUUUGGCAUAUCAUGGUUGUGCUGAACUUUAUCAGGAUGUUCAUACAGAACUAAUACAAUAUCGAAGGGCACAGAUGAUUAAACGAGGGAUUGUUAAGGAAGACUUGAGCAUAGAUUCACGCUUGCGUAGAGAAAAUGGUUCUUGCCCAUUGAUGCCUGAAGAGGUUGGAAUCCUUCUUCGUGCAAUGGGUUAUCCUCCUAAAACUAUUAUUUAUCUAGCUGGUUCCGAAACUUUUGGAGGCCAACGUGUUCUAAUCCCUCUACGUGCCAUGUUUGCUAACUUAGUGGAUCACACGUCUUUGUGCAGCAAAUCAGAGUUGUCUGAUUUGCUUGGACCUGAAACCCCUCUUCCUCUUGAUCUUUUUCAAUCACCUCCAGCCAAAAGUGAGGAACAACUAAAAGAAUGGAAAAAAGCUGGUCCCCGGCCGCGGCCUCUUCCUCCCCCUCCAGAUAGACCGAUCUAUAGACAUGAAAAAGAAGGUUGGUAUGGUUGGAUUACCGAGACUGAAACUGAACCUGAUCCUUCACCUCUGGAUCUAAGGAUGCAAGUGCACCGACUACUUUGGGAUGCUCUUGAUUAUAUUGUAUCGGUGGAGGCAGAUGCCUUCUUUCCUGGUUUUCAUAAUGAUGGUAGUGGAUGGCCAGAUUUUUCUAGCUUGGUCAUGGGACACAGGCUCUAUGAGAUUGCUUCAUCUCGAACAUAUAGGCCAGACAGGAAAGUUCUUGCAGAACUUUUGAACAUGACCCGUGAAAAUAUGUACCAUCCGAAGCAGAAUUGGACACUUCUAGUGCAGGAACAUCUCAACAAAAGCUUGGGAGAGGAAGGCCUUAUAAGGCAAUCCCUCUUGUCGAAAUCAGCAUCAUUUAUUUCACACCCACUUCCCGAAUGUUCUUGUAGAUUAUCAUCAUUGGAGACUCCAACUCGUGUCAGAGGUGGUAAUGACCAAGUUUUAUAUGGAGGUGAAGAAGAGUGCCCGAAAUGGAUGCAGCACGACCAAGAUAUCAAUAUUUCGGAGUCACUUGCAGAAGAAGAGGGAAAAAAUGAGGACAUUGACUUGCUAGAAUAUGAAAGUAAUCUGGUUGAAGAACAUGAAUCAAAUAACAGUGGCAACACUAAUGCAUCUCUAAUCUUUGAGCAGGAUGAAGAAAUGGAUCCAAACGACUAACAUCUAGGGUGUGAUCUCGUGCCAUUCUUUUGCUGUAUAUGCCGGUUUCCAGCAAUUUCAUCUGGAAUGAAAAGUUUUGGCAUCUGAAGGUAUUAUAACAAGGUCUAUAUGGUUUAUACAUGGUUUCUAACACUGUUUUGAGCUUUUUCUAUAUCCAUUCUUUGAAUAGAUUGUAGAUGUUCCCCUCCGGCGAUAGACGGAAAUAUUUGUUUAUUCUUGUAUACCAGACUUUUGAAACAUGAGGAUGGGGGAAACAGUUGGAAAUUGAUCAGAAUCUAUGCAACUUCACCUUUAUUUACAUCAAAGCUUUGUUAAUCAUGGGGAAAAUGGUCUGUAGGUGCAAGUUCAAAUACACAACAAAUGAGAAU
Messenger RNA from Morus notabilis, 2595 nucleotides. Its product is annotated as protein EMBRYO SAC DEVELOPMENT ARREST 30. The transcript is spliced from 11 exons. Bases 236 to 2227 code for a protein of 663 amino acids. The record is from RefSeq and is a predicted model, not a curated record. Lineage: Eukaryota; Viridiplantae; Streptophyta; Magnoliopsida; Rosales; Moraceae. Gene Ontology annotation, cellular component: chloroplast; cytoplasm; Golgi apparatus.